GACCUUUCGGGAUGGGCGGCGGGUGAAGGGCUGGCGGAGCGGCCAUGGCGGGAGGGAUGAAGGUGGCCUCGGGGCGGCCUAAGCUUUGGCACCGCCUCCUCCUCCUCGGGGCUGUGGUCCUCUUGGUGCCGGUGUGUGGCUCAGUAGAUAGAGUGUUGCCUCUUGAAGAUCAUCGCAUGCGAAAAGAGAAUUCCUCUAAGCAGUUUUGCUACACAAACAAGGUGACCCCAAAAUGGCAUGACAUAUGGACCAGAAUUCAGAUUCGAGUAAAAAGCAGCAAGAUGAUCCGAGUCAUCCAGGUGGAAAAUGAGGAAAAGCUUAAGGAACUGGAGGGAUUCAAUGUGUGGAACUACAUCGGCUCCUUCUUCAAAGAGAAACUCAAUGACACCUAUGUUACUGUAGGUCUCUACAGUAAUAAAACUUGUUUGAAAGUUGAAGUGCUUGAAGAAGGCUCCAAUUACACCAUCAUCGUUGCUCGUACAUUUGAUCCCAAGCUCUUCGUGGUUACAUUUCUGGGCCUUCUGCUGUUUUUCUGUGCUGACUUGAUGAGCAGAAGUCCAUUUUUCUUCUAUUCGGCUGGAAUAAGCAUUGGCAUGCUAAGUUCAUUGCUAAUUGUCAUCUAUGUAAUGUCCAGAAUGGUGCCCAAGAAAAGUCCCAUCUACCUCAUGCUAGUGGGAGGCUGGUCUUUUUCUGUUUACCUUAUUCAGCUGGUCUUCAGAAACCUGCAGGAGAUCUGUAAAUUGUACUGGGAAUAUCUGCUGGGUUACUUGCUCAUCGUAGGGUGUAUCAGCUUUGCAGUGUGCUACAAAUAUGGGCCCCUGGAGAACGAACGCAGCAUCAAUCUCCUCACUUGGGGUUUGCAGGUUCUUGGCUUGCUUUUCCUCUACGCAGGCAUCCAGAUACGGCAGAUCGCCAUCGCACUGAUCGUAAUUGCAUUCUGCACAAAAAACCUGGAGUACCCAGUCAUGUGGGCCUAUGCUAUCUACAGCAGGAAGGUCUCCACAGCCCCAGAAAAGCCCAGCCCACCACGUCUGCUAACUGAGGAGGAGUACCGGAUACAGGGGGAGGUGGAGACACGCAGAGCCCUGGAGGAAUUGCGGGAGUACUGCAGCAGCCCAGAAUUCUCUGCCUGGAAAGCUGUCUCCCGCAUCCAGUCUCCCAAGAGAUUUGCUGAUUUUGUAGAAGGUGCUUCGCAUGUGGUCCCCAAUGAGGUCUCUGUCCAUGAGCAGGAAUAUGGGCUGGGAGGUUCUUUUCUGGAGGAUCAGCUCUUUGAAGAGGAAGAUGGAGAGCGAGACUACAGCUUUGAAGAAGAGGAAUGCGUGGACACCUUUCGGCCCCAGAACCAUCUGAGUUUCUGAAACAAAGCCAACUACUAUUCAUGCAAAUAGAUUGGUUGGUAAUGCCCCUUGUUGACAUGGGGUAGGAGUUGCAGCAUUGCUGCUCUCAUGUUACAGUGAGCACAUGUAUACCUAGUCUACUGUGGAUGGCACAUACAGAACAAGGUGUAUAUGCUUGGCAGACUGCGCAAAUGGGCUGGGGUUCUACAGGCCAUUAAAGCCCUGCUGCCUACACUAAACAAUGAACCGAACGUGCAGUGAGCCACACGUGGCGCAGAGUCCUGGACUCAGUAUCUUGUGGGCUGUGAGUGUGAAUGAGGCUAGGCAACUGGGGAGCAAGGUGGAGUUGUGACAAUCUAUUUAAAACCUGCCAGUAAUGAAUUAUUUUGCCGUGAUUAGACAGGGGCUCCAGAGGAAGGGCUUAAAAACACCAGUGUGUAAUGUCCAGCUGAGUUAGGGUUUGCCAUAAGUACAUUAGCUGCUGUCAUACUUUGUUUCUUGGAAGCCCAGAAUGCUGUUGUCCGAGGUCUGACUUUUCAUGGUGUCUGUGGUGGUUAGUAGAGAUACUGCCCA
Lacerta agilis (Sand lizard) is the source of this 1910-nucleotide messenger RNA. RefSeq names its product nuclear envelope integral membrane protein 1 (gene NEMP1). Gene Ontology annotation, cellular component: nuclear envelope. Lineage: Eukaryota; Metazoa; Chordata; Lepidosauria; Squamata; Lacertidae. The coding region runs from base 45 to 1358 and encodes 437 amino acids. The transcript is spliced from 9 exons. The record is from RefSeq and is a predicted model, not a curated record.